Molecule: messenger RNA, 2647 nt
Organism: Salvia hispanica
Lineage: Eukaryota; Viridiplantae; Streptophyta; Magnoliopsida; Lamiales; Lamiaceae
Product: cation/H(+) antiporter 18-like
Biological process (GO): proton transmembrane transport; regulation of pH
Cellular component (GO): endomembrane system; membrane
Molecular function (GO): antiporter activity
Source: RefSeq, a predicted model, not a curated record
AACAUACAUAGACAAAAAUCCAGCAAGAAAAGAUGGCCGCCGCAGCCCCUAACGCGACGACAUGCCUGCCCCCGAUGAAGGCGACAUCCAACGGCAUGUUCCAAGGCGACGAUCCUCUGCAUUACGCUCUUCCUCUUCUCAUCAUACAGAUAUGUCUGGUCCUGCUUCUCACCCGAGGCCUCGCUUAUCUCCUCCGACCCCUUCGCCAGCCACGUGUCAUCGCCGAAAUCAUUGGUGGAGUUCUAUUGGGGCCAUCAGCAUUAGGGCGCAAUAAGAAGUAUCUUCAUGCAUUAUUUCCAGCAAGAAGCCUCACAGUUCUUGACACCAUAGCAAAUCUUGGCCUUCUAUUUUUCCUGUUUCUGGUCGGGCUCGAGCUGGAUCCGAAAUCGAUAAAACGAACCGGGAAGAAGGCUCUCAGCAUCGCUCUCGCGGGAAUCACCCUUCCGUUCGCCUUUGGAAUCGGGACCUCGUUUGCAUUCAGAGCCACCAUCUCCGCGGACGCCAAGCCGGCCCCGUUUCUCGUGUUCAUGGGAGUUGCCCUGUCCAUCACGGCCUUCCCCGUGCUCGCGCGCAUCUUAGCCGAGCUGAAGCUCCUGACCACGGACGUCGGCCGCAUGGCCAUGUCAGCCGCGGCUGUCAACGACGUGGCGGCUUGGGUCUUGCUCGCUCUGGCCAUCGCCUUGUCCGGGACCGGCCACUCCCCUCUUGUCUCUGUUUGGGUGUUCCUGUGCGGGUUCGGGUUUGUGUUCUUCUGCAUCCUGGUGGCGCCACCGGUUUUCAGAUGGAUGGCGAGGCGCUGCCCGGAGGGCGAGCCGGUCGACGAGAUCUACAUAUGUGCGACGCUCGCGGCGGUAUUGGCUGCGUCGCUGGUUACCGACACGAUCGGGAUCCAUGCGUUGUUCGGGGCGUUUGUUGUUGGUGUUCUGGUGCCUAAAGAAGGUCCCUUUGCUGGGGCUCUGGUGGAGAAGGUUGAGGAUUUGGUUUCGGGUAUGUUCUUGCCACUCUACUUCGUGUCGAGUGGGCUCAAGACGAAUGUGGCAACGAUACAAGGCGGGCAGUCGUGGGGGCUUCUGGCUCUCGUGAUCACGACUGCGUGCACCGGGAAGAUACUUGGCACGGUCGUGGCGUCUAUGAUGUGCAAGGUCUCGUUUUCGGAGGCGUUCACUCUUGGUUUUUUGAUGAACACGAAAGGGCUGGUCGAGCUCAUCGUGCUCAACAUAGGGAAAGACCGGGGCGUUUUAAACGACCAAGCUUUCGCUAUCAUGGUGUUGAUGGCGUUGUUCACGACGUUUAUAACUACCCCGGUGGUUAUAGCGAUAUACAGGCCGGCUCGGAUGGCGACAACCGAGUACAAGCACCGGACCAUACAGAGGAAGGAGACUAGCACCCAGCUUCGGAUCCUAGCCUGCUUCCAAAGCAGCCGGACGGUUCCUACACUGAUCAACCUCAUGGAGAUAUCACGCGGGACGGGGAGGCGCGGUAGCCUCCGCGUCUACGCAAUGCACCUCAUGGAGCUGUCUGAGAGAUCCUCUGUUAUUCUAAUGGUUCACAAGGUUAAAAACAAUGGCAUCCCCUUCUUCAGCAAGGAGAAGGCCCCGGAUUCGACGCAGGUCGUCGUCGCGUUCGAGGCCUUCAACCAGCUCAGCCACGUCGCGAUCUCACCGGCCACCGCGAUCUCGCCGAUGAUGACCAUGCACCAGGACAUAUGCGCGUCCGCGGAGGUGAAGCGCGCCUCCGUGAUCGUGCUCCCCUUCCACAAGCACGUGAGGCUCGACGGGCACUUGGAGACGACGCGCGAGGAGAUGCGCCACGUCAACCGGCGGGUCCUCGAGUGCGCGCCCUGCUCGGUCGCGAUCCUCAUCGAUCGUGGCCUGGGCGGGACCGCGCACGUCCCAGCGAGCAACGUGGACUACACGAUAACCGCGUUCUUCUUCGGGGGGCCGGACGACCGCGAGGCGCUCGCGUACGGGGCUCUCAUGGCAGAGCACCCCGGGAUCAGGAUGAACGCUGUGCGAGUGCACGUCGACCCGAAGGUCGCGGGGCCCACGGUUAAGGUGGACGUGGAGGGCGAAGAAGACGGGGAAGCAGAGGCGAGGUCGGCCGAUGAGGAUUUCAUAACGGAUUUCAAGGACAAGGUGCCAAGGGACGGGUCGAUCAAGUUCGAGGACGCGGUGGUGAAGGACGCGGCGGAGGCGGUGGAGGUGAUCAAGGCGCACAAGAGCUGCAAUUUGUUCUUGGUGGGGAGGAUUUCGGAGGGCGAGCUGGCCGCGGCGCUCAAGCAGAAGAGGGAAUGCCCGGAGCUCGGACCGGUCGGGAAUUUGCUGAUUUCACCGGAUCUUUCGACGACAGCAUCGGUGCUGGUGGUGCAGCAGUACCGGAGCAAGUUAACCGGACCUUCGCUGAUGUCUUUGAAAGAAGAAGACGAUGAUGCGUCAAAGAAUGCAGAUGAUUAUGAUACUGAAUGAACUGAAACUGUUUGAUCUGAGAUUCACAGAUAAGAUUCUAAAUAAGCAGAAGCAGAAUGUCUUGUUUAGAUGUUCACUACAGCUAGCUAUUUUUUUGAAUUAAUGCAAUCUUAUUUUUCAUGUAAAAAUCUUUCCAGGUUUAAUAAGUUCUUCAUGAUCAAAAAGAGUCUGCAGAUACCACA